AUGCCAUCCUUCAAGUCCGUUCAAGUACACACCAAAUCUAAAGAUUUUCGUGCUGCAACCAAAAUCGUCGAUGUUGCUGAUAUUCCGACCCCAGCCGCUGGCAACGUCGUAGUUAAAAACCAUUUUUUGGGCAUCAACGCCACCGAUAUCAACCUCGCAGCUGGUGCCUACAUGCACGCACUAUCGCCACCGUUCGGCUGCGGUUUAGAGGCUGCCGGAAUCGUGACUGCUGUUGGUGAAGGGGUCCCUGACAUCAAGGUGGGGGACGCUGUGGCUUACCAGAAGUUUGGGGCCUUUGCAGAGUACGUGGAGGUGCCCUCGGUCAACCUGAUUAAGACUCCGGAACUGUCAGCUGCAAUCGUCACCAUGACAGUCGGUGGCGUCUCGGCAUCAAUUGCGCUGGAGCAGGUCGGAGAGAUGAAGACCCAUGAGACCGUGUUCGUGUCAGCUGCUGCUGGCGGUACUGGCCAGUACGCCGUACAGCUCGCUAAGCUUGUGGACAACCACGUGAUUGGCACGUGCAGCUCAGACGAGAAAGUGGACCACCUAAAGAAAAUUGGUUGUGACCGUGUCAUCAAUUACAUGAAGGAAGAUGUGGACUCUGUGCUGAAAGAGGAGUAUCCGAACGGCGUCGACCUUGUGUUCGAGAGUGUAGGUGGCGACAUGUUUAAAGCUGUGACGAGCAAUUUGGCCACGCACGCGCGCGUGAUCGUGUUUGGCUUUAUCUCUGGGUACCACGAUGACAAGUCGGCUGAACCGAUGCUUGUGAAUGAGCUGAACUCGACGUUGCUGUUUAAAUCGGCCAGUGUGCGCGGUUUUUUUCUGCAUCAAUUCGCCGAGUUCAUUCCUUCCCACAUUGAACGUCUCCUGAAGCUAGUGGCCGAUGGAAAGCUAAAUCCUGGUGUGGACCCGACAAAGUUUCGCGGUCUGGAAAGUAUUCCAGAGGCGAUUGAUUUCAUGUAUGCUCGCAAGAACAUUGGCAAGCUUAUUAUUAAGCUGGAAUAA
Messenger RNA from Peronospora farinosa, 1005 nucleotides. NCBI's taxonomy places the organism in Eukaryota, Oomycota, Peronosporomycetes, Peronosporales, Peronosporaceae. The record is from the annotation of a GenBank genome assembly.